AAUAGCUCCCAAGAAGGAGCUCCUGAGGAGAGCACCUUUUGUAGUCACUCUCAGCCACCCAAGCAUGAGUGUUCUUCUUCUUUAGCUUGAAGAAGACCCCCUUCCCCUUUCCAAGGUUUCAGUGUCACUCCAUGGAGAAUCUAAAGAUUGAGAAGCAUGAGUGGGUAGUAGGUCAGGGUUUCCACUGUGAACAAAGUACAUUUCCCAAAGAUUUGGGUGCAAUUUCUCGACACUGCUUGUUUCAAUCUGAUGCCAAUAUGCCAAGCUUUUCCUCGAUGGAAAAUGUUGGGGGAGCCAAAGGUUCUUGUUCAACCCUGAGUGACUGUCAGAUCAAUGAACAUUCUGUAAGUAAAAGUUCCAAAAGGAAGGUUCAUGGAGGCAGCAAACCCCUCCAUGAUAAGUCUCAGGUGGUUUCCUCCAGCUUUGAGCAGCUUGCAGCCUGUACAAAUGGGGAGAUUAUACCAAAUGAUGAUGGAGUUGGAGCCUCUCAAGCUUGCACAAAAUCUAGCUUUCGCUUGGAUUGCAAGCAGAUUUAUAAUCUUCAGGAGCAAAGAGAUGAUGAAAUUCCGAUUGGUGAUCUCCAGCAAAGCACCUCAUCCUCCUCCAUUACCACCAUCAACCACUCAUCUUCUCCGUUUCAAGAUGUCACUGACAAAGACAUGACUCAGAUGCCGAAGAAGCGUAGAAGGGCAAUCUCAGACCUCUCACCAUGGUACAAAGAGGUGACAGGGGCUGCUCGACAGCAUGAUAGUAUGAGCAGCACAGAAUUAGAUUGGGCACGAACUACUAACCGACUUACGGAGAAGAUUGUUGCUGAAUGUUUACUAAGGAGCAGCCAGUCAACUGCCCGAUCAUGGCGAAGGCUGAUUUGGACUACUCAGCUGAUGCAGCAAAUCUUUCCUCCUCUGCCAUGCAUAUCUCUUACUGCUAAUGCCUCCGCUACAUAUGAAAACAUUGCUUAUACUGCUGCUAAGUUAGCAUUAACAGAUGCAUGCUGUCAUAUCUGCAGCACUGAAGUAAAUCGAGUCCAGCAUUUGACAGGUGGAGAUAUGGUAUCUAAAGAAAUUAACAUGUCUGAGAAGGAUGGAAAUUGUUCUUUCUCAAAUAUACUGGAAAAUUGCCUUCAGAGAUUCAGGAAGCUUGAGACUGGUUUUCUGAGAUGGGAAAAAGGAUAUUCAACAUUGGAUUUGAGAAUGGAAUGCCAUGACUUGGAGAAGUACACCACCAUCAUCCGGUUUGCGAGGUUCCAUGUACUAGCCGAGACUGAUAGAUUAGAGAACUCAAUCCAAACUGCAAACUGUGAAGUAUUUCUCCAGAGACAUGUGACAGCUCUCCAGACCCCUGAAAAGCUUCCUAAGGGCCUCAGCUAUCUCUCUCUCUAAAUCACCAAUUACUCACUAGCCUUUUCUUUUAACUUCAUCACCUGCAGCAUCUUCCUACAUGAACACAGCAAAAUGAGAAAAGGAAGGAAUGUAGCUGCAAAUGCAAUAGAUGGAAAAAGCUGAUGCAAAUAUGGUGUGGGUGUUUGUCUUCUGAAAUGGACAUCAUGAGAUGC
Messenger RNA from Musa acuminata subsp. malaccensis (wild Malaysian banana), 1555 nucleotides. The record is from RefSeq and is a predicted model, not a curated record. NCBI's taxonomy places the organism in Eukaryota, Viridiplantae, Streptophyta, Magnoliopsida, Zingiberales, Musaceae.